AUGUUCAAGUUCGUAGUCCUUGCAAUCGCUGUCACGGCAGUCCACUGUCAGUACGGUGGCUACCAAAAGCAGGAAGCCCCCGAGUACAAGGAGGAGGAAUAUUACGAUACUCCCAAAUACAGCUUCGAGUACUCCGUCCACGACCCCCACACCGGAGAUAUCAAGAGCCAGAAGGAGCAGAGGGAGGGAGAACACACCCAGGGAGAGUACAAGCUCGUCGAACCCGACGGUUCUGUCAGGGAGAUUCACUACUCCGUCGAAGGUAAGUCCGGUUUCUUAGCCGAAGUACAGAAGCAGGCUGGCAAAGGACCCGAACCAUCUUACUACAAACCACAACCAAGCUACCAGAAGGCCGAACCAAGCUAUUACAAACCACAACCAAGCUACCAGAAAGCCGAACCAAGCUACUACAAACCUCAACCAAGCUACCAGAAAGCCGAACCAAGCUACUACAAACCACAACCAAGCUACCAGAAAGCCGAACCAUCAUAUUACAAACCACAGCCCAGCUACCAGAAAGCUGAACCAAGCUUCUACAAGCCAGCCUACAAACCAAGCUACUAA
Messenger RNA from Nezara viridula (southern green stink bug), 564 nucleotides. Lineage: Eukaryota; Metazoa; Arthropoda; Insecta; Hemiptera; Pentatomidae. The record is from the annotation of a GenBank genome assembly.